AUGGGUGCCAACUUUGCGCAUAGGCGGCUCGGGAAAGAGUUGACAAAAAUCACCGACAACCUCCCGGCGGGCAUCUCCCUUGUGUCUGCCGAUGACCUCGAGACGUGGUUCCUGGACAUCAAGGUUCUCGACGACAAUCCGCUCUAUCCAGAUGUUUACAGACUGAUGUUCAGGUUUGGGCACCAGUACCCAAUCGAGCCGCCUGAGGUGACCUUCGUUCAAAAGCCCGACCGACCAAUACCGAUACACCCCCACAUCUACUCGAACGGCAUCAUCUGUCUUGACCUCCUGGGCCAGCAAGGAUGGAGCCCGGUGCAGAACGUUGAGAGCGUGUGCAUGUCACUGCAAAGCAUGUUGACGGGCAACACCAAGAACGAACGACCGCCCGGUGACGAGGAAUUCGUCCGAAGCAAUCGACUGCGGCCAAGGGACAUCGAUUUCUACUACCAUGACAACAAAGUCUAG
Messenger RNA from Diaporthe citri, 465 nucleotides. RefSeq lists its product as uncharacterized. NCBI's taxonomy places the organism in Eukaryota, Fungi, Ascomycota, Sordariomycetes, Diaporthales, Diaporthaceae. The coding region runs from base 1 to 465 and encodes 154 amino acids. The record is from RefSeq and is a predicted model, not a curated record. The transcript has 3 exons.